Molecule: messenger RNA, 1354 nt
Organism: Equus caballus (horse)
Lineage: Eukaryota; Metazoa; Chordata; Mammalia; Perissodactyla; Equidae
Gene: QDPR
Product: quinoid dihydropteridine reductase
Biological process (GO): L-phenylalanine catabolic process; tetrahydrobiopterin biosynthetic process
Cellular component (GO): cytoplasm
Molecular function (GO): 6,7-dihydropteridine reductase activity; NADPH binding; NADH binding
Source: RefSeq, a predicted model, not a curated record
UGGCGGGGCGGGGCGUGCGGCGCGCGGCUGUCGAGCACGGGGCCGCGGGAGGAGCAGGAUGGCGGCGGCCGCGGGCGAGGCGCGCCGGGUGCUGGUGUACGGCGGCCGGGGCGCGCUGGGCUCCCGCUGCGUGCACGCAUUCCGGGCCUGCAACUGGUGGGUUGCCAGCAUCGACAUCGGGGAGAAUGAAGAGGCCAGUGCUAGUGUCGUCGUUAAGAUGACAGACUCAUUUACUGAGCAGGCUGACCAGGUGGCUGCUGAGGUCGGAAAGCUAUUGGGUGAAGAGAAGGUGGACGCGAUCGUUUGUGUGGCUGGAGGAUGGGCUGGGGGCAGUGCCAAGUCCAAGUCUCUCUUUAAAAACUGUGACCUGAUGUGGAAGCAGAGCGUGUGGACGUCGACCAUCUCCAGCUACCUGGCCGCCAAGCACCUCAAGGAAGGAGGCCUCCUGACCUUGACUGGGGCCAAGGCCGCCCUGGAGGGGACUCCUGGGAUGAUGGGCUACGGCAUGGCCAAGAGUGCCGUGCAUCAGCUCUGCCAGAGCCUCGCCAGCAAGAACAGCGGCAUGCCGUCCGGGUCUACAGCCGUCGCCGUGCUCCCGGUUACCCUGGAUACCCCGGUGAACAGGAAGUCGAUGCCAGAUGCCGACUUCCGCUCCUGGACGCCCUUAGAGUUUCUAGUCGAAACCUUCCAUGACUGGAUCACAGAGAAAAACCGACCAAGGUCAGGGAGCCUAAUCCAGGUGGUAACCACAGAGGGAAAGACGGAGCUUAUCCCGGCAUACUUUUAAGCUUCAUCCUCAGUUCCUGCUGGGGACCUGCCAGAAAAGUCGUUAAUCUGUCUCAGUGUGGCUGUGUCUGGCCCUGUAUCUUCUGCAAUUCUAUUCGUGGUACGAGAUAGUGGGUCCUAUUUUUCUCUCACCUAAUGUGCAUUUGUUCUCCUAGGACAGUGUAAAAUGUUUAUGUGAAAUAAAAAUGUCUGAGAGUGGAGGCCUGCAGAUAGCGCCAUGAAUCUGUGUUAACUACGUAAAUUUAGGAGGUCCCUGAACGGCCCCCUCUGUAUGGGCGUCAUCUUGAAUUGCUUUUGAGACUCCGUUUAUCUGUCCCUGACAGUGACUGUCGACUACUUUAGAGAUUUGUUGGUGUCGGGGACGUUUUGGGGCCUGACUUAUUGUGAAUGUUAUGUUCACGUCACAGUUUUUGUAGUCUCGAAUUAAACUGCCUUAAAACUCUUUGUGGUGUAAGCAAAACCCCGUGGGCUCCGUUAAGAUAUCUUUCUCCUGUGCAGUUGCCAAGUGUGCAAGAGAACUGCUUGUGGUUAUUUGCAGUUUGUCUUCCUAAUAAAUGGCCUUCGUUUA